Messenger RNA from Giardia duodenalis, 630 nucleotides. RefSeq names its product High cysteine membrane protein. The coding region runs from base 1 to 630 and encodes 209 amino acids. Lineage: Eukaryota; Fornicata; Diplomonadida; Hexamitidae. The transcript has a single exon. The record is from RefSeq and is a predicted model, not a curated record.
AUGCAAUUCUUUAUGAUAUUUGCUCUGGCAGCGGCGUCUGGGAGGACGAUCUCGAUGCGCUUCUCGAAGCGGCGGCGGAUCUCCACCCAGGCCCCCUUGAACGGCAACUGUGCGGCCAAUCCACGAGCAGCUUUCUGUGCAACAAUCACAAGUGGGGCCUGUACACAAUGCAAUGAGGGUUACUUCCUCAAGGACGGCGGCUGCUAUCAGACAGAUAGACAGCCUGGUAAGCAGGUCUGUAGUAGUGCACAGGGAGGAACAUGUCAGACGUGUGCCAACGGACUGCAGGUACAAAGUGGGGCCUGUGGGGAGUGCCACUCUACUUGUGCUACGUGCUCGACUGCAGAUGACCCUAAUAAGUGUAAGACCUGUGCCACUGGGUAUUACAAGACAAGCGAUAAUGAUGGCCCGUGCAUGAAGUGCUCUGAGGGGCUCGCUGGGUGCAGACAGUGCACAGCGUCAUCCACCGAUGCGUUCAUGUGCCUCGAGAUGGGCGAUGGCACUGGCGACAACACCGGGGGAAGCACCAACAAGAGCAGCCUCAGCACUGGCGCCAUCGCGGGGAUCUCCGUCGCUGUGAUUGUCGUUGUGGGGGGCCUUGUGGGCUUUCUCUGCAGGAGAGAGACGUAG